AACUCAAUAUGUCGUGAUAAUCACGAGAUCUUACGGUGAGUCGAAGAUCGCCCUCGACGAAAUGGCUUUGACUUUCGUUAUCUCUUUGCUUUUCCUAUCUGAAGUUGUUGCAAAGCCAUUGUCGGAAACUCCUCCGCAAUGGUCCAACGCUUAAACUGUCUCUGGCGUGCUGCGCUUGCCUUACGCGGAAAUCGUGGAACCAAUGGAGGUAUGGUUUGACGGUGAGAAUGGCAGAAGCAGGAUCGAUUAUUAUUCAGGGUUGGAUGUUACAAUUCAGCGAGGAGAUGUUGGGAUGUUCGGUUUAAGUUACAGGGUUUGUCCAGAGACUACUGAGACUGAGUUCAAUGUGAAAACCUGCUUCCAAGUAAAGGGAACCAAGGAUGCCCGAGUCAAAAUACAGUCAGUUUUGCCUGAUCUCUCUAAUUUCAAGUUUGGUGGCUAUGGUGUCUGUCGUUCAGGCAACUGCACUGUAUGGACUUACAAUCAAACAGAACAACACAAAGUUAACACAUACAACAUGUAUACAUCCCAGUCUAAACCCCCAAAUCCUGUUCGCUAUGAAAUGCUCGGCUACGAUACCCUUUUGGGUUCUCACUAUGACAAAUAUUUGAUCGAUUAUAUGGAUUAUUCAUCUCAAAUGCCACCCGCGAAAGUGUUUGAGAUCCCAGGUAUGACUUGUAGAGAUUUCCCUGGCCCUGGGGCAAUGACAAGCUUAUUGGCAAACCCUAUGCAAGAGUUUGUUGAACCUUAUGGCCAUGAAAAAGUACAUGAGCUGUUUGAACACUUCUUAAUCAAGCACCCCAAAAGAUAUGCCAAUACAGUGCAGAGGGAGGAGCAUAACAAGCGCAGAAACAUCUUUCGACAAAAUUUGAGGUUCAUUAAUUCGCACAAUCGUAAGCACGUUGGUUUUCAAGUUGCUGUAAAUCACUUGGCGGACCGCUCACCUGAAGAACUCAGAUUACUUAGGGGGCGUACUCAUACGGAAGGGUAUAACGGUGGGCUACCAUUUAAACCAGACUUGUCAACUUUGAAGGAUGUCCCGGACACUAUGAACUGGCGACUUUAUGGAGCGGUGACCCCUGUUAAAGAUCAAGGGGUGUGUGGGUCGUGUUGGAGUUUUGGCACGACCGGGACAAUCGAAGGUGCUUUGUUUCUCAAGACAAAGAAACUUGUCGGCCUUUCUCAACAAAAUCUGAUCGAUUGUUCUUGGGGUUAUGGUAAUAACGGAUGUGAUGGCGGAGAGGAGUUCCGAUCAUAUCAGUGGAUAAUGAAUCAUGGGGGUAUAGCGACGGAAUAUAGCUAUGGACAGUAUCUGGCACAGGAUGGGAGAUGUCACACAGGGACCAUUGGUGCCAAAAUAGCAAGCUAUGUAAACGUCACCUCAGGAGAUCUUAAAGCGCUCAAGGUUGCCAUAGCUCAGAAAGGGCCAGUAGCAGUUGGAAUAGAUGCUUCGCACCGGUCAUUUGCUUUCUACUCCUUUGGAGUGUACUACGAGCCUCAAUGUGGAAAUAGUCCUGAAGACUUGGAUCACGCAGUGCUAGCCGUUGGUUAUGGCACCAUGAAUGGGCAAGCUUACUGGCUGGUAAAGAAUUCGUGGUCCACACACUGGGGCAAUGAUGGCUACGUCCUCAUGUCUCAGAAGGGUAACAACUGCGGUGUUGCGACCGAUGCAACCUUUGUUAACCUAGUAUAGUUUAGAAUCGCUUGGUUGCUUCAUGCGAAUCAUUAAACGAAUCGGUUUUAAACCAAAGUAGGUUCGCUGACUGAAUUAGCUUUGAUACUCUAGAGGGCUGAACCUAAAACUAUGAAAUAUUAGUGAAAUAAUGUAAACGAUUCGCGAAAGUAAAAACAUUAAACCUAUUUUUGCAGA
Molecule: messenger RNA, 1870 nt
Organism: Stylophora pistillata
Lineage: Eukaryota; Metazoa; Cnidaria; Anthozoa; Scleractinia; Pocilloporidae
Product: digestive cysteine proteinase 1
Biological process (GO): proteolysis
Molecular function (GO): cysteine-type peptidase activity
Source: RefSeq, a predicted model, not a curated record